Acanthoscelides obtectus is the source of this 1041-nucleotide messenger RNA. The record is from the annotation of a GenBank genome assembly. Lineage: Eukaryota; Metazoa; Arthropoda; Insecta; Coleoptera; Chrysomelidae.
UACGCUCAUUUUACACCGCGCGUUUGCCGUAGACGUUGCUAAUCCUUACGUUCGCUUUUGGUUACGACUCUGACGCGAAAGACGCGCUGUGUGACUUUCUCCUUUCGGCGUUUAACUUCCGUUUUUAAAAGUAUCUACGCCGAGAUGGACUCGGUCGUUUGUAAAAUCGUUGUUUUGGAGUCCAAGCACGAACGCGCCCUGAAACCCAGAAGAUCGUUCGAUGACAACUUCAAGUCUACCAAGACCGGGAGCAUCAAGCGAUGUCUGUUUGGAGUUCCAGAUCCCUGUGAUACUGAUAAGAUGGUCCAGGAACAGUUGGAGACUGAUAGGAAGAGGUUCAUCGAUAGGUUUGGGAUUGAUUUGAAGGAAGUUGAAAGGGUAGAAACUGUCAAGGAUGAAGAAGAGGUGGAGGUUGAUGAGAAUUCGUGUCCGCAGAAUAAGAGGAGGAGGAUUUUGAGAGGGUUGAGGAAAAUGUUGAGACCUGUCAUUUGCAGCAGUAGCAGUAGUCGGAGUCCAGGUAUGAUCACCGAUGUCUACCAAACGAAAAAGGCCGUGCAAUCCGGAGAUACCUCAGGAAAUGAAAAAUCACAUUGCCAAUAGUAUGGGUAGUGAUAUUUCUUUCACGUUUUUUCAAAGUAGUUUUUUAGUAGUGUUGAAAUCGAAAAGCGUUGUCAACCUAGCUUCGAAAAUAUGAUUUUCUUCAAUUAUCAAGCCUGUAUGAUCUUAAUGAAAAUUUUUCUAUGCUACAUCUUGGUUCUCAAUAUCACUGAAUUUUGAUUAAUUUUAUAAAUGUAGAUUGAAAAUGUUUUACAAUGUCUACUGAAUGUCUACUUUGACAAAAAAUGUUAUUAUACAGAAAUGUAUUAUUGAAAAGACUGUAUAUGUGUAGAGAACAGCGUAAUGUCCAAAGUUAUUUAAAAUUAUAUAACAUUAACGCUUAUUUAUUUUGUAUAUAUUGUAAUAUAUUCUGUGUCAUAUUUUAUGUAUAAAAUCGAAUUUUAUACAAUUUCUGUAAAUAUUAUCCAAACUAUAGUAAUGACG